Asterias rubens (European starfish) is the source of this 5176-nucleotide messenger RNA. RefSeq names its product macrophage mannose receptor 1-like. The transcript is spliced from 30 exons. NCBI's taxonomy places the organism in Eukaryota, Metazoa, Echinodermata, Asteroidea, Forcipulatida, Asteriidae. Gene Ontology annotation, molecular function: signaling receptor activity. Bases 1 to 4581 code for a protein of 1526 amino acids. The record is from RefSeq and is a predicted model, not a curated record.
AUGACCCGUAAACUGGAUCAGAGUGACCCUGAAAUGGUGAAAAGUGUAACGGCUGACGGUGGCUGUGCAGCUCCGUUUCUAAGGUUGUUUGAUAAAUGCUACGGUCUGUUCGGCAUUGAGAUUGACGGCACUCCACGUCUAUCGUGGCACAAAGCUGAGAAAUACUGCAAUGAACAAGGAGGGACUCUGGCUGUUAUCGACUCAAGGGAGGUACAAUCUGUGAUAACUGCACUCUUGGUAAGGGCACCUUCGGCUAAUGUAUGGAUCGGACUGAACGACCUGGAUGUUGAAAAUACAUUCAAGUGGACGGAUGGGACCAACAUUAGCUUUAAAAACUGGGCACCAGACCAGCCAGAUAAUGGAUUCCCUGCUUUUGAAGAGGACUGUGUUUAUCUGGAAUCCAAUGAGGACUUUCCUGGGGAGUGGAACGAUGGAUUCUGUGACUACAACAGGGAGUAUAUCUGCCAGAUCCCAUUAGAUCCUACAAUACCUGACGUACCAACUCGGUAUUGUCAGAAUCACAGGGACUACACUCCCUAUCACCGUUCAUGCUUCAAAAUCUUCCCGGAUGCUAAGAACUUCAGCGAGGCAGUGAGUGUGUGCGAGGAGGAUGGGACAAUCAUAGCCUCCAUUGACGAUGCGUUCCAGGAAGCUUUUGUUGAGACCUUGCUCAUGAACGAUAAAGUAACUGAUGUCUGGCUCGGUCUGCAAACUAGAAGGACUCUUGACUAUUUGUCGUGGGUUGAUUCCCAUCCAGUAACAUACACCAACUGGGAUCUUGACUAUCCAAAGACUACGAUGGAGUGCGCUAUACUGAGUGAAAAUAACCUGAAAUGGAGAGACGAACGUUGUGAUGAAAGCCAUCCCGUGAUUUGUAAACAUUUCAUGGGCCAACCUCCCCCAGUUGUGGGAUUGCCACCAAGUUCAGAUUGCCCAGCUGGCAUGGAUCCUGGCGAUGAAUGGUAUUGCUUAAAAAUUGAACCAGAUGAAUCUGUCAGCUAUGAAGAUGCGAAGGCGGCAUGUGAGGCCAUCCAUUCAACUGCCUCGCUGGCCAGCGUGCAUAACAAGCACGAGUUAACGCAGAUUUCCCAGAGUGCAAAUACUACGAAUCCUCUAUGGAUUGGACUUCACAAGGCAAACCGUGGACAACUUGCUUGGGAGGAUGGCUCAGCUGUAGACUACGUAAGCUUCGCAGGUGGAGAACCUCAUGGGGAUGGUGAGGAUUGCAUACAAAUGCAGUCAAUCGCAGCGGGCAGUACAGACGCGGAGUGGUCUACAUUCCGGUGUAUUGAUGUAGGAGGCUAUGUGUGCAGGUCACCUAUAAUACUGAAGCCACCUUCUAAAGGUGGAUGCCUGGAUGGAUGGUACAACCUGGGUAAUAGAUGCUACAAGGCAGUGGGAAUCGAAGACAUUGAUAGACUUGAUUUUAAAGAUGCCCAAGACCAAUGUGCCAGGGAGAAAGGGGGGCAACUCUUCCAAAUCACUACCCAGUCUGCACAGUCUCUCCUUGCACUACUUCUCCAGGACUUUGUCGGAAAGACGAACCUAUGGAUUGGUUUGUCUGACACUGCGGAGGAAGGGUCAUUUGUCUGGACUGAUGGUACACCAUUGGACGACUUCACUCAGUGGGCUCCGAAUCAACCGGAUGGUUUUAUCGCACUCCCAAAUGAGCCGUUCCGAGACUGUGUGGAAGUGAAGGCAGAUCCUGAUCACCCUGGCGAAUGGGAUGAUGUCAACUGCCGAGAGCGUAGAGGAUACAUCUGUGAAGCUUUCUGGAGGCCCGAGUUGGAUCCGAAUCCAAUAAACCCAGACAAAUGCGACGCCGAGCACAGCGAUUACGUCAAGUACCGCAACAGCUGCUUCAAGAUCAUCCAGGAGAAAGUGACCUACGAUGACGCUCGGCAGAAGUGUCUGGAUGAGAAUGCCACGUUGGCCAAAGCAAGCGACGGAUUCUCUAACGCAUUGAUGACACUGAUGGUCACUGAGCUAACUCUAACCGAAAAAGUGUGGAUCAGUUUGGCAAAGGAUCUGAUAGACGAUAAGUAUACCUGGCGGCCUGGAAAUUAUGAUGGGGAGUGGCCACUCGAGUACGUCCAUUGGGGAAAAGGCAUGCCGGAUGGGAAGGGAUGUACACUGCUGAACCCAGAUUCCACUUGGUCCACUGUGGACUGUGAUACGACUGAAGUGUACUAUCCUAUGUGUGAAUAUACAGAGGAGAUACCUGAUGAGCCUCCUAUAGAGGAGGUUCAUUGUCCGGAGGGUUGGGUACUCAUUGAUAGGAUGUGCUACAUCUUCACUACAAUCACACCACAGUAUCCCAAAGUACACUUUACCUGGGAUGAGGCAGAGUACGAGUGCAGGACAAGAUACAGUCGAUCUACCCUACCAAGCUUACAUAGUCUAUCUGCCAGCCAGAAAUUCGCUGACAAUGCAUUCCGUCAACUGGGGAGACGAAACAUUUGGCUAGGAUUACACCGCUCUGUGAAUGGGUUCUAUGUGUGGGAUGACGGCUCCUUAGUAGACUACGUGAAUUGGGAUUUGAAUUCCAUAGAUGAGGCGAAUGAUUGUAUGGGCCUGCAACAAGACCUAGGUGGUGGAAAAUGGAGCAGUCGGGAUUGCUUCACGACAGGAGGCCUAGCCUGUCAAGCGCCUGCUCUUCCUGGUCGUCCAAAUCUGUGUCCAAGUCCAUGGCAAUCACCGGGAGGAGUCCUAUAUCCUAACUGCUACCUCAUGUCUGGCAUAUCAGAGAGUAGUUGGAUGAGUUGGCAUGAGGCAACCAGCUACUGCAACCAGAAGGGUGGCUACCUUACAUCCAUGAAUCCUCGCGAGGAGUACGUCUUCAUUUUAAAUAUGGUUAAAGGUUCUACCGAGUCACAUUGGAUUGGAUUGAACGAUAUCGAUGUCCCAGGAACCUGGGUAUGGCAAGAUGGUACUGCAUACAAUGGAGCUCCUUCACUAUGGAGUCGGGAUGAUAUUAGGAAUGAAUUCAAUAUGGAGGCUUGCGUAGUCGCUAAUUCAAAAGGAUUGUGGGAGGAUCAUAAUUGUGGUAUCCGCCGGCCAUUUAUCUGCAAGUGGGAUCCAACAGUGAAAGAUCCCAUCGUGCCCACCCAGACUCCGUACGAGGGAGGAUGUGAACCUGGUUCCUACAGGCUUAAAGAUCGGUGUUAUGAUCUAAGAUACGCCGACUAUGAGUACACUUGGAUGCAGGCACAUUCUCAGUGUAUCGCUAAUGGUGGUCACUUGGCAGCAAUCCAUGAUCAUGGAGUUCAAGCUCUCCUCAGUUCCGUCUUGAAAAACCUGCAAGGUAAUGUUUGGAUUGGUCUGAGUCGAUUCGGAGAGUUCCAGCAGUACUAUUGGUCUGAUGGGGCAACAUCGAGCUACACUAAUUGGGCAUUAGGUGAACCUAAUGGACCACAACAACAGGAAGGCGUCAAGAUAGACUAUUGUGCUGAAAUGGUCAACAAUCCGAACUAUGCUGGCAAGUGGAAUGAUGUGGAUUGUACCAAAAAGAAUGGAUUUGUUUGUCAGAAAGCCCUCGAUGAAUCCAUCACACCAGAAGACCUACCAUUCAAGCUAUGUCCAAGCAAUUCAGAGUACAUAGUCUACGAGGGUAACUGCUUCAAAGUCGCCCAGGUGGCCAGUACACACGGAACGGCAAGGGAUAAAUGCGAGGAGGACGGUGCCACGCUGGCGUCUGUUGCUGAUGGAUAUGAGCAGGCUUUCAUUGAGAUGCUUAUGGUGUAUUAUAACAUUGAGACGGCAUGGAUUGGAUUGACCAGAGGGGAAAAUGAUCAGUUUGAGUGGAUCGAUGACUGGCCUGUGGUGUACACUGGAUGGGGUGUUGGUUACCCAGCGAGCUCAAGCGAUGUAAACAGAUGUGUUAUUUCCAGCACACAGGGAUGGCGUAACGUCGGCUGCUAUGAUGCGUAUGGGGCAGUUUGUAAAAUAAAUCAAGCACCGAAGCCAAGUGCUCCCCAACCACCAUCGGGCCAUUGUCAGGCCGGCUGGUCGUUAAUAGGAGACACUUGCCUGUUCUUCGAUACCGAGGUGACAUCAGUUAGUUAUGUUGAGGGGAUGGCCUUCUGCAGGGCAAUGGGGCCUAAUGCCUUCCCCGCCAGUGUACAUGACUCUGUGUUUAACAAUAUUCUGAGGAGUAACGCACUCAAUCAACUCGGAGUAGAGAAUGUGUGGUUAGGUUUGGUCUAUCAGAAUGGUGAAUUCACUUGGGCUGAUGGUUCACCUGUGGAUUAUACAAACUGGGGCGGUGAUCAACCCUCCAUGCCCAUAACAGGAGAAAUCUGUGUACAGAUGGCCGCCGAGGGAUAUGGUGUUUGGAAGAACACAGAUUGCUUUGUGAAGGCUGGCUACAUUUGCCAGGCCCCUCGUGGAGAUAUACCGCCCUCAACAACAUCAACACCAACUCUAGGUUUCACUCACCCUCCAGAACCGGAACAGGCCUUUUCAACUGGAAAGAUUGUCGGUAUCGCAAUCGGGUCCGGUGUUGGAUUCGUUGUUUUAGUCUCCAUCUUCUGUUACUAUCGAGAGAAAAAAAGCAGCAGAGACAGGGAUGAACUGUUGUAAACAUGACAAAGAUUUCAAUUCUAUGGAAAUUUGAGCUUUUCAACCCACAACUCAUUAAUUGAUGUAAACAUUUUUAUCAAACAUACACUGCAAAAUCAUAAUUAUUGGUAGUCGCAUAGCCAUUUGUUGAUUGAUCAUACCAGGAAUGUAAUUGGCCACACAGAUAAACACAUUUUUGUCGAAAGAAAACAGACUUUUAAAGGCACUGGACACGAUUGGUAAUUAUGCUAAAUAAUUGUUGCCAUGAAAACGUACUUGGUAAUGAGCAACAGAGAGUUGAUAGUUUAAAACAACGGCUCCCUCUGAGAUAAUGUGGUUUUCGAAAUUUGGGAGCAACCAUUUCAAAUUCAAAUUAAUUUGAACUUUUAAAUGCUUUUUUUUUUUAAAUAUUAAAAUGGAUUUGUUCCUAAUUACAAUGGUUCCUUAAAACUAACUUUUAAAUUCCUCCACUUUAGAGUGCAGUUUCAAAUCCAGUAUAAUCAUAAACUAUGAACAAAUAUUGCCUGUUUAAAGAUUAGUCCUCUCACUUGAUGUAUCUCAACAUAUGCAUAAAGUAACAAACCUGUGAAAAUUUGAGCUCAAUUGGUCUUGUCAC